Fraxinus pennsylvanica is the source of this 1812-nucleotide messenger RNA. The record is from the annotation of a GenBank genome assembly. Lineage: Eukaryota; Viridiplantae; Streptophyta; Magnoliopsida; Lamiales; Oleaceae.
AUGGAUUUCGACGAGUAUGAAUAUUUAGAGAAUACGGUGGAAAAUCCAGAACCUAAAAAGUCAAAGGAGAUUAUGAAUGGAGGUGAGGACAGUUUGAAAUCCAAAGAGAGAGAUAGAAGUCAAAGUUCAAAGCACAAAAGGGAUGGUAAUGACAAUGAUUUGGAUAAGCAGAUGAAACAUUCAAGGUCAAAGGACGAGUCUCAUGAUAGCAGGAAAGAAAGGAGCUCAGGUAAUCUCCCAUCUUCAAGAGAUAGGGAGAUGAGUGACAAUGAUAGACAUAAACAUAGGCGGGAUCACAGAAACAGAGACAAGGAAGAGGGCAGUGGAAAAGAGAAAGACAGAGAAAGGGGCAAAGAGAGGGACAUUGACAAGAAACGAGAGAGUUAUCGCGAUGGGGACAGGAGAGAGCAUGGCCAUGAAUAUGGAAGAGAGAGAGACAGGGAGGGGGAGCGCGAGAGGUCGAGGGGGAGCAGAAGUUAUUCAGAAAGAAACCGUGAUGAUCGGGAGAGGGAGAGGGAGAGAAGUAGGGAUGUGGAGAGGAGUAUAGACAGGGAGUAUAAGGAAAGAGGAAGGGAGGAGUUUAGAGAUCGCGAUCAUGAAAGCAGACGAUACAAAGAGAAAAAGAAAGAAGCAGAAAAGCCGGAAGCGGACCCUGAACGAGAUCAAAGGACAGUUUUUGCUUAUCAGAUUUCUUUGAAGGCAGUUGAAAGAGAUAUCUUUGAAUUCUUCUCCAAGGCUGGCAAGGUCAGAGAUGUACACCUCAUCAUGGACCGCAUUUCCAGACGCUCCAAAGGAAUUGGGUAUAUUGAAUUUUAUGAUGUAAUGUCAGUUCCUAUGGCGAUAGCACUUUCUGGUCAACCUCUACUUGGUGUACCAGUGAUGGUUAAGCCAUCAGAAGCUGAAAAGAACCUUGUUCAGUCUUCUACAUCUGUUGUUUCGGAGGAUAGAAAGCUAUAUGUUGGCAAUCUACCUGUUACCAUAAAAGAAAAUCAACUUCGUCAGGUAUUUGAACCUUUUGGCUCUGUGGAGUUGGUGCAGCUGCCCACUGAUCCUGAAACUGCCAAUUGCAAAGGUUAUGGUUUUGUACAGUUUGCACGUCUUGAAGAUGCUAAGGCUGCACAAAAUUUAAACGGGCAACUGGAGAUUGCAGGUCGAGUAAUCAAGGUCUCUGCUGUUACAGAUCAAGCUGGAAUGCAAGAUGCUGGGGCAAAUGUUGCUGAUUUUGAUGAUAUUGAAGGCAAUGGAUUGUCCUUGAAUGCACACUCGAGAGCACUUCUCAUGCAAAAAUUGGAUCGCACAGGCACUGCUUCAAGCAUUGCAGGUUCAUUAGGCACCCCCAUUAUUAAUAGCCCUGGCCUCUCCUUGCCAACACCACCAGUUCUUGGUGUUGCUCCUGCAGUUCCUCCCCUUAUUGCUAGUCUUGGACAGGCCCCAGUCCCUGCUCUUGCGGGGUUGGCGGCCGCAUGUCUUUCGGUUCCUGCUGCUGCUGCUGUUCCUUCUAUAGAUACCAUUGGUGUUCCUAGUGAAUGUCUGUUGCUGAAGAACAUGUUUGAUCCAAAAUUGGAGGCUGAACCAGAUUUUGAUUUGGAUAUAAAAGAAGAUGUACAAGAUGAGUGCUUAAAGUUCGGAACAUUAAAGCAUAUUUAUGUAGAUAGGAACACUGCUGGAUUUGUAUACUUGAGGUUCGAAAAUACUCAAUCUGCAAUUGCUGCACAGCAGGCACUCCAUGGGAGAUGGUUUGCCGGAAAGAUGAUCACUGCAACAUUUCUGCUUCCGCAGAAUUAUGAGGAUAAAUUUCCUCAUAGCAGAUAA